Molecule: messenger RNA, 1097 nt
Organism: Scophthalmus maximus (turbot)
Lineage: Eukaryota; Metazoa; Chordata; Actinopteri; Pleuronectiformes; Scophthalmidae
Product: DUF4748 domain-containing protein
Exons: 3
Coding region: 50-637 (195 amino acids)
Source: RefSeq, a predicted model, not a curated record
CUGUUGAAAAGAACCCUACUGCGCAUGCUCGAACGCUCGCACAACAAACAUGGCGGCGCGUUAUGUGAGAGCAGUCGGGACGGCGCUGAAAGUGACCCGGCAGCAGAGGACACAACAGUCAGUCACUUCCCUGAGAGAUGACAUCGUCUCCCUCGCUCCCUCAGGUGUUCACCUCCCUCCCUCGGGUGUUCACCUCCCUCCCUCGGGUGUUCACCUCGCUCCCGCCCGGUGGCUCCUCGCGCAGAGCAGCCAGGCCCCGGUGUCGUGUCCCCGCCCGCGGCCGCACGCUGCUCGGUGUCGGCUCCUCCAUGUCUCCCCCGCUGCCUCCAGGUGCAGCUCCAGGACGGAGCCGCAGAGGAACAGCCGCACAGAGGACCAGAGAUCCAGGGAGGAGGGGGAGGAAGAGCCGGAGUACAUCCCCAGGAAGGGCAAGAACCCCAUGAUGAAGAUCGGCUAUGCGUGGAUGAUCGGCCUCCCCACGGGGAUCAUCAGCUUCGUCCUUGCCAAGAGAGAAGUGGACAAGAACCGACUGAAGCAGCUGAAGGUUCGACAGAGGAUGAGGAGGUCAAACGAUGGGGAGUACGAAGGCAGUCGCUACCACCGCCACAAAGACGCCGACGCUAACCCCGGCCAGUAGUGUUCAUGGUGGGCUGUGAUGAUUUGCACCGUAGCCCUGUAUGUUGCUAUUCAAGAGGGUGAAUUCCUGCACCGCCACCCGAGACCGAUAACAGGACAGAUGUCAGAUGAAAGAGCUUGACUUUAAAACACCCAAAAGCUCUGAGAUACAUUAAGAAGUGAACAUUUCUUCUGUUGUUGACACAGGGAAUCUGGGGAGGAACAUGUCUGUGACGUAGCCUGUAAUCAGGACCCCUUUUCUGCUUACUCGUGGACAUGGCUCAUAAUGUUAAAUGAGAACGCUUCAUUUAAUUUUGAGAAUAACCAUAUACUUAUUGGCCAUCUCGCUGAUGUCCAUGUAGAUUUGUGGGAAAUAAAUGAAAAUGUAUAUUUAUAAAAGGGGGCUUAUAUAAAUGUCACUUGUGACUGGUACAGCUGCAAAUGAACCACAUCAUAACUCCAAUAAAAAUUCUUUAAUUUCA